UUGGUUAGCUACUAUUAUUACUACUACACCUACGUUCCAUCCCUAUGCUAUAAAUACUUUGUCCUAUAUAUUCAUCUAACAUUCUCCAACUAGCUAACAAUAUUCACUCACCUCGUGUCUGAUUUUACGAGGGGACUUCCCAUUUCUUCAUCUUAGAGAUCUCAGUUGACUUGGCAAAAUGACUACUGGACAACUUUUUUCCAAAACUACACAAGCUUUGUUCUACAACUACAAGCAACUUCCUAUUCAGCGCAUGCUUGACUUUGAUUUCCUUUGUGGGAGGGAAACACCAUCUGUUGCUGGAAUUAUUAAUCCUGGUUCUGAGGGAUUCCAGAAACUUUUCUUUGGUCAGGAGGAAAUUGCAAUCCCAGUACACUCAAACAUUGAAGCCGCCUGUGCUGCACAUCCCACGGCUGAUGUUUUCAUAAACUUUGCGUCUUUCAGAAGUGCUGCUGCUUCCUCCAUGUUGGCUCUUAAACAGCCAACCAUCAAAGUUGCAGCUAUUAUAGCUGAAGGUGUUCCUGAGUCGGACGCUAAGCAGCUGAUUGCUUAUGCAAAGGCAAACAAUAAGGUGGUUAUUGGUCCAGCUACUGUUGGAGGAGUUCAAGCUGGUGCUUUUAAGAUUGGUGAUACUGCUGGAACAAUUGAUAACAUUAUUCAGUGCAAACUUUACCGACCUGGAUCUGUGGGUUUUGUCUCAAAAUCUGGCGGUAUGUCUAAUGAAUUAUACAACACAAUUGCUCGUGUGACCGAUGGAAUUUAUGAAGGAAUUGCAAUCGGGGGAGAUGUUUUCCCUGGCUCUACCCUUUCUGAUCAUGUUUUGCGCUUCAACAAUAUCCCACAGGUUAAAAUGGUGGUUGUUCUUGGGGAACUUGGUGGACGAGAUGAAUAUUCCUUGGUUGAAGCCUUGAAGCAGGGAAAAAUCAACAAGCCUGUUGUUGCCUGGGUUAGUGGAACUUGCGCUACGCUCUUCAAGUCAGAAGUGCAAUUUGGUCAUGCGGGUGCAAAGAGUGGUGGUGAAAUGGAGUCUGCACAAGCAAAGAAUCAAGCACUCAGGGACGCUGGAGCUGUAGUUCCAACCUCAUAUGAAGCUUUUGAAGGAGCAAUCAAAGAAACUUUUGAAAAGCUAGUUGAAGCAGGAAAGACUACUCCUGUAAAGGAAAUUACACCUCCUCAAAUACCUGAGGAUCUUAGCACGGCAAUCAAGAGUGGGAAAGUUCGGGCCCCAACUCAUAUUAUUUCCACAAUAUCUGAUGAUAGAGGUGAAGAGCCUUGCUAUGCUGGCGUACCCAUGUCAUCCAUUGUGGAGCAGGGACUUGGUGUUGGUGAUGUAAUAUCCCUCUUGUGGUUCAAACGUAGCCUACCACGUUAUUGCACACGUUUUAUUGAGAUAUGUGUCAUGUUGUGUGCUGAUCAUGGUCCUUGUGUUUCUGGUGCACACAAUUCUAUUGUAACUGCCAGGGCUGGAAAAGAUCUGGUUUCCUGCCUUGUUUCUGGAUUGCUGACUAUUGGUCCACGAUUUGGUGGUGCUAUUGACGAUGCUGCCCGGUACUUCAAGGAUGCUUAUGACAAGGGUCUUUCUCCAUAUGAGUUCGUGGAAAGUAUGAAGAAGAAGGGAAUUCGAGUGCCAGGAAUUGGCCACAGGAUUAAGAGAGGUGACAACAGAGAUAAGAGAGUGGAACUACUGCAGCGUUAUGCUAGAGAAAAUUUCCCAUCUGUUAAGUACAUGGAAUAUGCUGUUGAGGUUGAAACUUACACACUCUCAAAGGCAAACAACCUAGUCCUCAACGUCGAUGGUGCCAUUGGAUCCCUCUUCUUGGAUCUCCUUGCGGGCAGUGGAAUGUUCACCAAGCCAGAAAUUGAUGAAAUAGUGGGUAUUGGUUACCUCAAUGGACUUUUUGUGCUGGCUCGUUCAAUUGGGCUUAUAGGGCACACAUUUGACCAGAAGAGAUUGAAGCAGCCUCUGUACCGUCACCCAUGGGAAGAUGUCCUCUACACCAAGUGAAGAGAAAAGUUGCCUGCUCCAAAUCUACAGUUCUCAUUCAAACUAUUUGGUUAGCCAUUUGUCGAGUGUGAGUGGUUCAUUUGUUAGACUAGUGUUUCUACUACUCCGAAGGGCUCCAAUGAGCAUUUCAUUUUGUAACUUCUUAGCGAGAUCCCUACGAGGCAAUUAUCAUUUAUGAUCAGUUUUUAGCUCCACGGCGCAAGUGUUUUUCCCCCCUCUUUUCAUGUCAUAAAGAAAUAAAACAUUCUAUUGUUGUACCUUUGUUCACCUGAUUUCAAAUGUCUUUACAAGGA
Molecule: messenger RNA, 2298 nt
Organism: Lycium ferocissimum
Lineage: Eukaryota; Viridiplantae; Streptophyta; Magnoliopsida; Solanales; Solanaceae
Product: ATP-citrate synthase beta chain protein 2
Exons: 17
Coding region: 179-2005 (608 amino acids)
Biological process (GO): tricarboxylic acid cycle; fatty acid biosynthetic process; acetyl-CoA biosynthetic process
Cellular component (GO): cytosol
Molecular function (GO): ATP citrate synthase activity
Source: RefSeq, a predicted model, not a curated record